Molecule: messenger RNA, 395 nt
Organism: Cylicostephanus goldi
Lineage: Eukaryota; Metazoa; Nematoda; Chromadorea; Rhabditida; Strongylidae
Source: the annotation of a GenBank genome assembly
AUGUGUGUUUUGAUACUUCUUCGUUCUAGGGUCACCAUGUCAGCUCUAGCAGCGGCUAUAACUGCUAUCACUCCACCGAAUGUUUCCUACAUACAGAUGGACUCACUUGUGAUCAUGAAAAUUGUAAAGCAUGUGGACAGCGAGCUUUAUGCUGGAAUGAGCGAGGUAGCCGGUGAAGCAUGCCAAGGAUUACUUACUGGCUUGGUAUCAGUAGAGAAAGACGAUAGCCGUUUGGAGAUUACAAACUGUUUCCCGACUGCAAGAGCUGAACCCGUGCUAGAAAGUGACGAGAAUGCGGCACAGGUUAGUCUGAACUGUCCAUAUAAAUUAUCUUUAUUCUCUUUCCGCAAUGCUACUUUUAUCUGGUUGUGUUCAUCUUACAGAUACUUUUAAGC